GUCACAUUAAAGGGAAAUUAAAAUUGUCUAACCAUUUACUCACCCUCAUGCCAUCCCAGUAUGUCUUUCUUUCUUCUGCAGAACACAGAUGAAGAGUUUUAGAAGAAUAUCUCAGAUCUGUAGGUCCAUAAAAUGCAAGUGAAUAUUGACCAGACCUUUUGAAGCUUCAAAAAUCACAUAAAGGCCACAUAAAAGACUAGUGGUUUAAUCCAUAUCUCCAGAAGUGAUAUGAUGGGUGUGGAUGAAAAUUAGAUCAAUAUUUAAGUUUUUUUUUUUUUUUUUUUUUUUUUAUAACUAUAAAUUCUCCUCCCUGCCCAGUAGGUGGUGAUAUGCAAAAAAAUAAUGUGAAUUGCCAAAAACAGAAGAAGAAGAAUGUGAAAGUGAAGAUAUAUAGUAAAAAAGGAUUUAAAUAUUGAUCUGUUUCUCGUCCACACUUAUAAUAUCGCCUCUGAAGAUAUGGAUUUAAUCACUGGAGUCAUAUGGAUUACUUAUGCAGCAUUUGUGCUUUUUGGAGCUUCAAAUGUCUGGUCACCAUUCACUUGCAUUGUAAGGACCUACAGAGCUGAGAUAUUCUUCUAAAAAUCUUUGUCUGUGUUCAGCAGAAGAAAGAAAAUCAUACACAUCUGGGGUGGCAUGAGGGUAAGUAAAUGAUGAGAGAAUUUUCACUUUUGGGUGAACUAACCCUUUAACAACAUCACUGACAUUGCCAGAAAAAAAUAUUUUGCAUAAACAUUACGUUACAUGUUUUUAUUUUAUAUAUAUAUAUAAAGUUAACAUAUGAUUCACAAAUUGUGAAAAUCUGGUUUACAGAGAGCACAUUUUUCUUGUGUAUAUGGAAUUUGCCAAGUAUAUUUAAUUUCAGCGACGUUGGUUCUUGCUGAUCAUUGAUGACUGGAGGAUUACGUCAUUAUCAUCCAGCAGUAUAAACGUUUCUGAUUGGCUGUUAUUGGCGGUGACCUGGCAACCGAGAGAGGGUUUACAGACGCUUAUUUAUUCUGUAGGAUAUUCAGCUUUAUUUGACGCACAGAUCGCGUACUCAUAUUGACAACCUGCGAUUCCUUCGACACUAGCUGCUCUUCCUCCAUCGACAGAGAGGAUGUCGACGAGAACGCUGCCUCUGCUCUUCAUUAAUCUGGGUGGAGAAAUGCUGUACAUUCUGGAUCAGCGACUGCGGGCUCAGAAUAUCCCAGCAGAUAAAGCCAAGAAAGAUGACAACUGUGAUGUAUAUAGCCGAUGCUGUAUAAUUUAGUCAAUUUCCUCCUAGGAUCACUUUCAGUAUCAUCUUUUUGAUUUGCAAUCUUGAAGCCCCUGUAGCAGAUUGGCUAGAGGAGGACAGGAAAAGAGGUAUUGUUAAUAUUCUGCUUGCUUUGCUGCUGGCCGUAGAACAAAGUAGUGUGAGUGUUCACAUGCAGCUCUCAUAGGCUCACUUGCUCUGUGUAGAUGGAGAUGGGAUUUCGUGGAAGAAUAAGAACCCCUACAAUUCAGGCAGCUUUUUUUAAAUGCUGUGGUAUAACCUAAAUCCUCCAUGUGGCUAAAUUUAUUUGCAGUAUUUCUGCCAUCCACAGUCAACAUGCGAUGACAGUUUCCAGCUCGCUGCUCUUAAACAUCUGCCAAGACAAUAAAAGUUCAUUUUUAACUUCAUUUUGAUUAUUAUUUAUUUUAUUUUCCUCUGCAGUACAGCUUACUACAGACUGCACUCUGCUUGCUUGGUUUUCACUUUUGUAUUUGCACAGAAUUGCUUCUGACCUACUUACUACAACGGUUCCUGUGUUUUGUAUUAUGAUAGUUAUGAAUGAUAUCAUUACCACCAUGUUUAAUAAGAAGUUCCUGGAGGAGCUGUUCAAUCCACAAGAGCUGUAUUCCAAGAAAGCCUUGAGGACGGUGUUUGAUCGACUGGCUCACGCUUCAAUCAUGCGACUCAACCAAGCCAGUAUGGACAAGCUUUAUGACCUGAUGACCAUGGCAUUUAAGUAUCAAGUCCUGCUGUGUCCUCGUCCUAAAGAUAUCCUCCUUGUGUCCUUCAACCACAUGGAUGCCAUCAGAGACUUUGUAAAGGACACUCCCAGCAUCCUGAGCCAAGUGGAUGAAACAAACAGACAACUCAUUGAGAUAUAUACCCCAUUAUCUGGUGGAGAGUUUCAGCUAAUUAGACAGACACUCCUCAUCUUCUUUCAAGAUAUGCAUAUAAGAGUAUCAAUUUUCCUAAAAGACAAAGUGCAGAACUCCAAUGGACGAUUUGUCCUCCCCACUUCAGGGCCUGUUCCUUAUGGGACACACUCCCCGGGACUCAUCAGGAUGUUUAGAUGUACUGGCGAGGAGGUGAAAAGUUUGCAGUUCCGUGACGGUGGCAAUUACAACAGCGCUCUCCGUGAGGGUUCUUUUGAAAUGUAUGGUGAUCGAGUCAUCAAACUGGGCACAAACAUGUACAGUGUGAGUCGCCCUGUUGAGACACACAUGUCUGGAACCUCCAAAAACUCCUCACAGCACACUAAGGUCAACACUACUCCAAAUCCUCUGGCAAAAGAAGAAUUAAACCUCCUUGCUAGACUGAUGGGAGGUUUGGAAGUGCAGAAUCCAGCCAGUACGGACACUGGCUUCCGUGUUAACCUUUUCGCCACUGACGAGGAGGAAGAGGAAGCUUUGAUAUCAAGACCUGAUGACCUUUCUUAUGAAGUUAUUAAUAUCCAAGCAACAAAGGACAAACAGACUAAUGCUGUGCUGGCUAAGAUCAUGGGGGAGUUUGGGGAGGCGGUAGAGCCCGCCCCCAGUUCCAGCAGCAAGGGUGAUGACCUCCUGGCCAUGAUGGAUGGUCUGUGACUUAGACUUGAUGUUGACUUGAUGUUCCCUUUGGCUGAGGAGAGUGACUGAGUGUUUAAACAGGAUAACGUGCUACAUUGUGCACUGUCUUACUCAGCAAAGAAGCCUUUUGUCUCUACAGAGGCAACAGGUACCUUUAACACACGCAUUUGAAGUUAACGUUAGAAUGACAGCUAAGCUCAAGAGAUUCCCUUUGUGAAUUUCAUGCAAGUUUUCGUCUCCUGCUACCAAAUGCAAAUAAAUGCAAAUAGCAGAUGUAGAAAUUCAAUAUGCGUCUUGCUGUGGGACCACAUUCUUUUUUUCAUAAUCAGUUUGUGGAGGCUUUGCUGUCCAUAUCAUCAUGUAGACUAUAUCUUCACUGUAGUGUCGGUCAGAAUGUGAGGCGUCUCUGAUGCUUUGAUGCUACAGACACGUCUGUGACAUUUCCAUCACUGAAAAGAAUGAUACGCCUUUUCAUGAACUGUAUUAGUUGUCUAAGAGGACAAUCUGUUUGAAUGGAAUUCAUUUAAAUCUUUUGUUUGAUGUGCUACUGAGAGGUGCAGGAUAUGCUUUUCAAGUAAGCUAUAUUUGUGGUGUAUCCAAACAACAAGCAGUGCUUAAAGGGAUAGCUCACCCAAAAUUGUAAUUCUGUCAUUAUUUACUCAACAUGAUGUUGUUUCAAACCCAUACAACUUUCUUUCUUCAGGGGAACACAAAAGGAGAUGUUUGGCAGAAUGUUAGCCUCAGUCACCAUUCACUUUCAUUGUAUGGACAAAAAUGCAAUAAAAGUGAAUGGUGACUGAGGCUAAAAUUGUGCCUAACAUAUUCUGUUUUGCUUCACGGAAGACAGAAAGUUAUAUAGGGUUGGAACAACAUGAGGGGGAGUAAAUAGUAACAGAAUUUUGGGUAAACUAUCCCUUUAAAACUUUGGGGGUUAUUGCAGGAAACCGAAGUGCACUUGCAGUAAAUAUUUAGCACACAUCUCAAAACUGGUUUACAGGAAGCCCCAGGACAAUUGAUGUAUGUUUGUUUGUCAUUAUUUAUAGGGAGGCAAAUAAAAAUGCAACAAAGUCAUUACAAUGUCAAGAAAUUGUCACAAUUUAAAUACUAUGUUGUCAUUUUAGGAUGUGCAAUUAUUGCAUAAUGUAAAGGGAAAAUGUAUACAUGACUGCCAUCUUCCAUGGAAAGAAAGAAAACAAUGCAAUAUGUGUGGUGGAUGAAAUUGUUUAUAUUUUUCACAAGCAUAAUAGAGUUUAUUUAUUAAAGUGAAUGUACUGUAAAUCAAAGUUUAGUUGUGUCUGUUUACUUAUGCAGGGCCAAAUUAUUCAAAAUUAAAUCAUUAAAUAAAUAUUUAAAUAAAUAAUUAAAUACAUAA
This is a messenger RNA of Myxocyprinus asiaticus (Chinese sucker), 4171 nucleotides long. Its product is annotated as protein OSCP1-like. Gene Ontology annotation, biological process: transport. NCBI's taxonomy places the organism in Eukaryota, Metazoa, Chordata, Actinopteri, Cypriniformes, Catostomidae. Bases 1780 to 2817 code for a protein of 345 amino acids. The transcript has 10 exons. Gene Ontology annotation, cellular component: plasma membrane; cytoplasm. The record is from RefSeq and is a predicted model, not a curated record.